Molecule: messenger RNA, 2944 nt
Organism: Zonotrichia albicollis (white-throated sparrow)
Lineage: Eukaryota; Metazoa; Chordata; Aves; Passeriformes; Passerellidae
Source: RefSeq, a predicted model, not a curated record
UAUUCAAGGUUUUUUUUUGAGUGUUCUGACUGAAGCACAGCAGCCCUGCAGCUGGGUUAUGCAGAUGUGCUGUGAAAUCAGGUUGCUCUGCACCUUGACAGAAUUUUGUCACUUUUUUUGGCAAUGUGAUCACAUUUUAGAGCAUGGGCUUUUGUUUCCUCUUUAAACAGUUCACAGGGAGAAGGAAAGGGAAGGUCUGACUGCCCUUUACUCUGCUGUUCAAGGGUUGUGCAAAUAUAUCCCUGCUCCACUUCCUGGCUGACUGGGAGCUGCAAGGUGGCUGCCCUCACACUGUUGGCUUUUUAUUCUGUAUGUAUAAUCUGCCUUGCUUUUCUUUCCCUCUGAAUCUGCAGCAGUGGACAUGUGAGCCUUGCUGAGGGGAUGCUCUGCCCAGGGAUUUGUGGGGAAUCUAGAACUUCAGAGGAAGAGAAGGCAUUGAAUGUCAAUUGUAUAAUUGUAAUCAUUAAGUUAUGUUAUAUUUAUGUCACAUUUACAUUAUAACGACUAUUUAAUUGCCACAUUAUCUCUUUAACUGACUUUGAGCUCUGUUUUUAUUAUGUGUCUUUUAUUUAAAACCUAUUUGGGUAGGUUGAAACAUUCUAUUCCAGAAAUUUCACAGAAGUAUUGAUAUCCUGUGAGUGCCAGAACAUCCUGCAGCUGGAAUCCUGUCUGAAAAGGGAAAAGUCUCCUCAAAAAAAUGUGUGUGUCUCUCUGAGCUGACUGGGCUCACCAGAGUUCUGCUCUUCUCCUGCAGGCAUUAUGCUGCUCGAGGUGUUCCUGCUCCUGGGGACACUCCUCAUCUACUUCUUCUUUUCCAAGAAGAAUGAAGAGACACUGCCCUUCAAAGAUGGGUGGUGGGGCAGGGGACAAAAGCCUGAGACCAAAGAAGACUCCAGUGUUAGACCAUUUAAGGUGGAGACUGCAGAGGAAGAGCUGAGUGAUUUGUUUAGGAGACUGGACCAGGCUCGAUUCACUGAGCCACUGGAGAACAGCUGCUUCCAUUAUGGAACCAACUCAGUGCACCUCAGGAAGGUGGUGUCCUACUGGAAAAACCAGUUCAAUUGGAAGAAACAAGUUGAAGUCCUCAACAAGUACCCACAAUUCAAAACAAAGAUUCAAGGCAUUGAUAUCCAUUUUGUUCAUGUAAAGCCUCCUCGUUUGCCUGAAGGCCAGGCUGCAAAGCCACUAUUGAUGGUUCAUGGUUGGCCUGGCUCAUUCUAUGAGUUUUACAAAAUCAUCCCCCUGCUGACGGAUCCUGCAAGCCACGGCCUCGGGGAUGAGCACAUCUUUGAAGUCAUUUGCCCAUCCAUCCCUGGUUAUGGCUUCUCAGAAGCACCCCACAAGCAAGACUUCAAUUCCGUGAGUGCUGCUUCUGUUUUUUAUGAAUUGAUGCUCAGACUGGGAUUCAAUGAGUUCUACACCCAGGGUGGUGAUGCUGGCUGUGUCAUCUGCACCAACCUGGCCCAGAUAGCUCCCAGCCACGUGAAAGGUCUCCAUUUAAACAUGGUCUUGGUUUCGAAGCUGGGGCUCUCUCACCUGCUCUCCAUCCUGCUGGGCCGGUACUUCCCGGGGCUCUUUGGAUUCCAGGAUGAAGAUGUCAGGAGGAUGUUCCCCUUCUUGAAGAAAUGGCUCUACAAGAUCUUGUCUGAGUCUGGCUAUGCUCACAUACAGGCUACAAAACCAGAUACUGUUGGCUGUGGUUUGAAUGACUCUCCUGUGGGACUGGCUGCAUACAUCUUGGAGAAGUUUUCCUCGUGGACUGAUAUGGAAUUCCAGAACCUAGAGGAUGGAGGGCUAGAGAGGAAGUUCAGCCUGGAUGACCUGCUCACCAAUAUCAUGAUCUACUGGGUGUCAGGCUGCAUUGUCUCCUCCAUGCGUUUCUACAAGGAAAACCUGCAGAAGGGGAUAGGCACACAGAAACAUGAAAAACUCACAGUACAGGUACCCACUGGCAUUGCUGCCUUCCCUAAUGAAAUCCUGCACAUACCCCAGGCUUGGGCCAAGAAGAAAUACACCAACAUUGUCUCCUUCCACUUCAUGCCUCGGGGUGGCCACUUCGCAGCUUUGGAGGAACCUGAACUUCUUGCCAAAGAUAUUCUGCAGUUUGUGGACAAAGUAGAGAAAGAGCAACUCUGGAAAAAGAAAGGGGAAUAACUUCCCUAAGAAACAGGAGGGUAAUUACUUUUAGCUUAGCACAUGUACAGGGCUCACUUAGUCUGCUGUAAUCCAUGUAAUUAGAUUUUAUUGUUGACAAGAUGUGAGCAAGGACAGAAAGAAAAAUACAGUGUAUACUGCCAUGGGGACCAACAGAUUUUGGGCUGGUUUUUUUUGUUCAGCUAGGCUAAGAAAGUAGCAUGAAGAGUGCUUGAGUAUCUUCUGAAACAUGUUCUGUAGUAUUUUUGACUCUUGCUUUGAGAUUGAAAAAUAGACGUCACAACUACCAACGUACCUAGUAACACUAAAAUUGUUAUGAAAGGCUUUUUUUUUUCAUGGCAGCAGUAAAAUUUGAGUUGCUGUGAGUAUGAAGUUCCUCACAUAAAGAGCAGGGAGCAGCCUGGCAGGACCUAACUUGCAUGAGUGCAUUAAUCAAUCAAUCAGCAUUGAUGAGCUUACAGUAUCUUUAAACUGCCUUCUGCUGGCUGCCUUUCCCUUCCAGCCUGGGCUGUGAAGGAGCUGGACUGCCCUGUGCCAGGCUCCUGGGAGAUGUGAGGAGCUGCUGAAAGACACAGGUGCCUGUAGCUCAGCCCAGGAGGUGGGGCUGGGUAGGAGUAAUUGCAGCCCCAGCUAUUUCUGCACUGAAUUUGUACUCUUAAAUCAUAGCCCUAGGUAGGCCCAACACACUGUGGCUUUGCACUGUUUUAGCAGGGUGUUGUAAAUACCUCUUGCUAAAGGACAAAAAUAUUGUUAAUUCAAAAUUAAAAGUGAAUUCAAUUUAUGAAUAAUU